AUCUCCUGGGAUGAGAUCGACAAGUUCAAGUACUACUUCUAUGGUCCAUCGCUAUCCCUUCUCGUGCGGUUCUGCCUGUAUCCUUUGUCUGUCGUGAAAACAAGGUUGCAAAUGCAGAAGGAUCCUUACUCGAUAGCAGCAAGUGCACCCUCAGUGAACCACUAUAGUGGGACUCUGGACGCAUUCCACAAGAUCAUCCGGCACGAAGGGGUACGUGGAUUGUUCAAAGGCUUUGGAGUCAGUACUGUCGGAAUCGUGUCGGGGCAGCUGUACAUCACGACUUACGAAUAUGUGCGCCAUCAUCUGAUGCACAUGAACGAGAGGAACAGGUUCAUCUCUCCGAAGAGGAUGAACGUGGUGAGGAACGCAGUGGCCGGGGGAUGCGCAUCGCUGGUCUCGCAGACCAUCGUGGUCCCGAUCGACAUCGUCUCGCAGAAGCAGAUGAUGAACUUUGGCACCGGUGACUCCAACGGCUCUCUGGUCCACGUCAGCAAAGAGAUCCUACGGCAAGAUGGGGUGAAAGGAUUUUACAAAGGGUUCGGAGCUUCUUUGUGCGUCUAUGCCCCAUCUUCAGCGAUAUGGUGGGGUAGCUACGGGUACCUGAGGGAAAGGCUGCAGAGCCACUUUAUGCCUACGUCGCAUGCCUCCAAGCGGUUGACGGAGGCAUCAGCUGGAGCAUCAGCUGGAUUGGUUGCAGCCGUAGCCACGAACCCGAUAGACGUGGCAAGGACGCGGCUUCAGGUGGAGGGGCAUCCGCGAGAUGGCAGUAACCUGCGGACUACUCUCCGGCAUCUCUGGUGUCAAGAGGGGCCAAAAAGUUUGUUGAAGGGAGUCCAAGCACGCAUCAUGGCAUCUGUACCAUCUUCAAUCAUGAUCGUCACAGUUUACGAGCUUGUGAAGAGGCUCAGCAAGAGGACAGACAAGCAC
Messenger RNA from Guillardia theta CCMP2712, 927 nucleotides. RefSeq lists its product as hypothetical. Gene Ontology annotation, molecular function: branched-chain amino acid transmembrane transporter activity. Gene Ontology annotation, biological process: branched-chain amino acid catabolic process. NCBI's taxonomy places the organism in Eukaryota, Cryptophyceae, Pyrenomonadales, Geminigeraceae. Gene Ontology annotation, cellular component: mitochondrion. The record is from RefSeq and is a predicted model, not a curated record. The annotation marks the transcript as partial. The transcript has 2 exons.